Cyanidioschyzon merolae strain 10D is the source of this 3966-nucleotide messenger RNA. Its product is annotated as eukaryotic translation initiation factor eIF-3 subunit A. Gene Ontology annotation, molecular function: mRNA binding; translation initiation factor activity. Gene Ontology annotation, biological process: translation reinitiation; formation of cytoplasmic translation initiation complex. The record is from RefSeq and is a predicted model, not a curated record. NCBI's taxonomy places the organism in Eukaryota, Rhodophyta, Bangiophyceae, Cyanidiales, Cyanidiaceae. Gene Ontology annotation, cellular component: eukaryotic translation initiation factor 3 complex, eIF3e; multi-eIF complex; eukaryotic translation initiation factor 3 complex, eIF3m. The coding region runs from base 1 to 3966 and encodes 1321 amino acids. The transcript has a single exon.
AUGAGUGGUGCUUACCCAGGGCGUUACGGUAGUAUGAGCCGCGGUGGUGGUACUGGUGGUGGUGGUGGUGGUGGUGGUGGCUACGGUGGUCACCGCGGCCGUAACCAACGGUUCGGUUCGCGUUACGGCAGGCCGAUCCUCAAGCCCGAGAACGCCCUGAACCGGGCAGAGCAGCUUCUGGCAGUGGGUCAAAAGUCUGCAGCUCACGAAGCGUUGUACACGUUGAUAACUGAGCAUACACCGAUAAACGUCGGCGGCCGCGAAGCCCAAGCACUCGUCGCCCAGGCGCAAGCGCAAGCGCAGGCUGCUGCACAGGUGGCUGCGAACGCGGCUGCCGUCGCUCAGGAGCAGGAUGAAGGCGGUGCUCGCAGCACAGCUGCUGCAGCUGCAGCUGCGGCCGCGGCCGCUGCCGCAGCUGCAAGCGCGAUCCAGUCGUCAACCUCAGGCUGGAGCAAAGUCCACGAGGGUAUCAUGAUGCGGCUGGUUGAGCUCAGCGUUGAGCUUCGCCGGCCACUGGCACUCAAGGAAUCGCUACACCGUUACCGUGCGCUCUGCGGAGUCGCGAACACUGCUUCCCUUGAAGCCGUUGUGCUCCAUGCAGUGGAGUGCUCUGAGGCGGCGGUGGACGCGGCAAGGACGCUGGCUAUGGAGAGUUUCCACGCGAGCGCCGCUGCUCAGAGCCCAAUUACGGAGGACGCUGGAGAUGCGGAAGGCGACGGGAAUGAACUGAUAUCCGAGGGCACGGACGACAUCGUUGCCGAUGAGGUUGCUGACAGCGACGACCGCGGCAACGCCACCGACGACGAUGCCCAGCCCGCAUGGGGCGUUGAGGUGCCCCAAACGCUGCUGCUUGAGGCCAAUGGUAUGCUUGCGUCUCGCACACGAAUAGAGAGACAGCUGCUCGCACCAACCCUUAUGUUCGCAUGGGAAGUUUUCCGCAUGUGCCUGGAUAUUCUCAAAAAUAAUAUUCGUGUAGAGAAAGCGUAUAAUGAAGUAGCAGAGCGAGCGCUGCUUUUCACGGCAAAGUUCAAUCGGGCAACGGAGUUCCGCCGAUUAUGCGACAUUCUUCGGCAGCACAUGGCAGGUUUGGUGCGUACCAUUGUGCGCUCGCCGCAGAGCGAGAUCGACCAGGUUCAUUGGCCGACCGUCCAGCGUAUGAUUCGGAUCCGCUUUCAGCAGGCAGAUCAAGCGAUGGCCAGUGGACACUGGCAGGAGGCCUAUCGUACCAUGGACGACCUGCAUGAACUUUUGCGGAUAUGUACGCGAGGUCGCAGCCCUGAAAUUUUGGCUGGUUACUUUGAGCGACUCGCAACUAUCUUCGAAACGACUGACAAUCUACUUCUGCAUGCACUUGCGCUUUACAAGUUGUAUCUGGUCCGGCAGGCUGCCGCAGAGGCUCUCCAGAACCAGGAUCCGAACCAGGAUGCGGACGGGCAGGUUCCAGGACCCUCGUCGGAGACGCCACGAGACACAGCAGUUCGACUUUUGGUGGCGACGCUUUCCAUCCCCGUCAAGGAGCUCUCUGCUCACAGUAAGGUCAUGGAAGUCUUCGCCGAUGCAGCGACGCUAACGAGCUUUGAGCAGGCGCGUCAGGCCAAAAUGCUAGACCUGUUGCAGUGGCCAAGCGCGGCCUCUGCGGGCUCGAACGAGGCAUGGGAUCGCUUGAUUUCAAAUCCAACAAAAUCGUGGCUGAUCGGAGAAGUUAUAUCCAAUGGUAUUGAGGAGGCGUGCCCUGAAGCGCUUCGCGAAUUGUUGUACGAAUUCAUCGAUCCGGGACUGCUCCGCUGGAAGCAAGCGGGCAAAGCUCGACUUGGAACGCCACAGUCGCUGGCUGCUAAGGCACAGCGCUGGUUCACCAGUAUGCAUCUUGACGUCGGUUCCGAGGUCGCCGGAGUUACUGGCUCAGGCGGUGUCGAUGGCACCGGUGGCGACUGUACCGGGGCGGGCGCACCCAGCAGCAAACCUGGCCAGAGCGCACGUGCCUCCAUGAUGCCGCUGAGUCGUGCCAUCAUUGCUGAGCUUUUGUUACGAAUCGCUCAGUACUACGACAGUUUCUUGCUGUGGGAGCUUCGCUCUAUGGUGAAUUUCCUUCCGUUUGUGCAGGUGCAUGCCAUCGUGCUCGAAUUUCUUCGAGCGGAGCUGGUCCCAUUUCGCCUGGAUUUCCGAAAGGGUGUCCUCUAUCGCUUCUGCAGAACCAUAGAACAGGAGGAGCUGGGCGAUGCUCUUUGUCGCAUUGCCACGCGCCUGCAAGCAGCGGCUAGCACCAUCACACAGCGAGCAUCCACAGCGGACGAGCAUGAGAUCCGUAUUCUGAACGCCAAAGAGGCAGCAUUUCCGUUGGAGCGCUUGGAGAGAGAGCAGCAGCGGCGCGUGACGCAGUUGGAAGUGCUGCAGUCAUUCCUGAAGCAACUGGAUGAGGUUGCACAACGCAUGGAACGCGAGGAGCAACGCCAAGCGCAGCUUGAGGCCGCAAGACACGCCGAGGAAGAAAAGCGGCGCCUCGCAGAAGAGGCGCGUCGUCGCGAGCUCGAAGCGAUCCGGCGCGAAAUGGAAGAGAAAGAGCAGGCUGAAUUGCGGCGUCUGAAAGCUGAAAUGGAUGCACGCCGAAGAGUCGGCCUCUCAGCGAGUGGUGCAGCGGCUGGGCUUGCGCUGCCCUCAAGUGUUGCUGGGAUAGAAUCCACCGCCGCCGGAGCGUCCCUAGGAACCGUUGGUAUCGGAGUGGAUAGCGUGGGCGGGGCUGGCGGGCCAGCGCGAAGCGUCUGGAGUCGCAGCGGAUCCGGGACAGCGGCCGUGCUUUCCGGUGCUCGUGCAACAAGCGCGCUGCCUGGUGUUGCCGUCGACUCUGUGCCGGGCAUCGGUGCCGGUGCAGCAGAUGGCUUCACGGCGGUUGGCGCCGAUGCACUGGAUCAUGACGGUGAUCGCCUCAGUCGACAGGAGCUUUUGCAACAGCAGCAGCAGGAGCGUCUCCAGCAACGCAAGAUGCUCGAACAAAAGAUAUUCCAGCUGUCUCGUCGAAUGGACUAUUUGGAUCGUGCGCUCCACGAAAAGCAGGCGACGCAUCUGGAUCAGGUUCACAAGGAAAUGGUACGCGAAUUGAUUGCACGUCGGCAGUCGGCAGCAACCUGCCGUCUGCGUCAGCUGCAGGAGCAGUUUGAGAGCGAUCUUGCACGCCGUGCGCGGCUGGAGAGCAUUUUUAGGGAUCCGCUUUACCAGAAGGCUGUCGAUCACAUCAAAGAGGAGGCUCGGGCACGUGCACUGCGUGAGUGGAAGCCGCGUCAAGGCAACGGUUCUCCGAAUCAACAGACGCCUAUAGGCAAUGUAUCCGCAGAAGAAACCCCUGCAGAGCAGACACCUGGUCGCACAGCAGCAGCAGCAGCAGCAGCAGAACAACAACGACAACAACAACAACCACGGAGCGACACUGGGUCCAAUGGAGUGCCUGCUUCUGCGUACGAGGCAGCGGCGGAACAUUCGCCGACAGCGACUGUCCCGUAUCCCAAACAGGUGCCUCUGGCGGGUACACCCACUGGCAAUACCGUGAGCGCGACUCGCUCGAGCGGCGAUAACCACUCGGGGCCUGAGCGGCCGGUGCCACCCGCUGGAGAAACAGUCUCCGAACGUGAACAACAAGCGCGGCACGCACCUGCACCUGCACUUGCACCUGUAGCGCCCCGUUCUGGCAUUGUGACGAUCGUUCACGCUGCGGACAAGGGUCUCCUCGGUGAUCAGCCGUUUGUCACGCCAUCCACGGCGACGUCAGCUGGAAUCCCGGCCCCGAAAGCGACAGGAAAUGAAGAGUCGAGCCAAAGGCGUGGCUACGUACCGCCACACUUACGCCGUCAGCAACAGGCACCACAGCGUCUAGCUGCAAACCAAGAACCAGAGCAACGAGCAGGGCUAGGUGCCAGGGCCGGGCCACGGCGCGGUUUUGGCUUCACGGACUCGAAUCCACGCCCGUCUUCAUAG